ACUUUAUUUUCCUUUACUUUCCCAUCUCCCUUUUCUCACUCCUUUUCCUUGUCUCUUUCCACACUCUCAUUUCACUAUACUCAGAAAACCGACUGGUUUUUGCCGAAACCAAAAACCCCUUUUGAGUUGAGCAAAAACCCAGAUAUAAUUUAGGGCUUUCUCUACAAUGCAGAGAGCUUGAGGAGUAUUAUCGAGUUCGCUUUGUGGAUUCAAGCAAUGGGUCGGAAUCUGCUGCUUCUGGGUCUAACCAUUCUGGUCAUUUUCGGAGGUGUUUCUUCAGCUCCCACUAAUGCACCAGCAAAGCUCAUAAAUGGGUUUGUGUCAAAUGCGGUUUCUAUGGCCAUGAAAUCUCUCUGGUCACUCAAAGCCACGACCAAAACAGCGAUUACUGGCCGUCCGUUGAUGAAGUUUGAGAGUGGAUAUACUGUGGAGACUGUGUUUGAUGGGAGCAAACUUGGAAUUGAGCCCCACUCUGUUGAAGUUCUGCCCAGUGGGGAGCUUCUGAUUCUGGACUCUGCCAAUAGUAAUCUUUAUAGGAUCUCCUCCUCUCUUUCUCUUUAUAGCAGACCGAAAUUGGUGACAGGAUCCGCCGAAGGAUACUUUGGACAUGUAGACGGGAAGCUGAGAGAGGCAAGAAUGAAUCAUCCAAAGGGGCUCACAGUUGAUGACAGAGGAAACAUUUAUAUUGCGGAUACAAUGAAUAUGGCAAUCAGGAAGCUAAGUGAUGCCGGGGUUACAACCAUUGCCGGAGGGAAAUGGGGUCGCGGGGGAGGUCAUGUUGAUGGACCAAGUGAAGAUGCAAAAUUUUCGGAUGAUUUUGAUGUGGUUUACAUUGGAAGCAGUUGCUCCUUACUUGUCAUAGACAGAGGAAAUCGUGCUAUAAGGGAAAUCCAACUCCAUUUUGAUGACUGUGCUUAUCAAUAUGGCACCGGUUUUCCUCUCGGGAUUGCGAUGCUUCUGGGGGCUGGCUUCUUUGGUUAUAUGUUGGCAUUACUGCAACGCAGAGUGGGUACAAUUGUUUCUUCACAGAGUGAUCUAAGCUCAGAGAAGACGAGUGCUCAGCAAAGUGCAUAUCAGAAGCCUAUGAAGUCAGUCAGGCCACCUUUAAUCCCUACAGAAGAUGAGCAAGAAAAGCAAGAAGAGGGGUUCUUUGGAUCCCUUGGAAAGCUUUUAGCAAACACUGGGACAUCGAUGAUGGAGAUUUUGGGAGGAAUAUUUCCUGGAUUGCGGCGAAAGCCUUUGGAUUAUGAAUAUCAAAGUACUCUACAGCAAAAGCAUUCAAAUGCUUGGCCUGUGCAAGAAAGUUUUGUGAUACCGGAUGAGGAUGAGCCGCCUCCUACCAUUGAAACAAGGACCCCCACUCCUCGAAAAACCUAUCCUUUCAUGUCUAAGGAUGCGGAAAAGAUGCAUCAAUUGCGUCAAAGUCGAGUCUUCUACAGCGGUUGGGAUGAUGAUCUUCAGCAUCAGCAGAAACAACAGCAGCAGCAGCAUCACCACAAGUACCACUCAUCUGUUCCGCAUACUUACUACGAGCAAAGCUGCGAGAAAACAAAUGAAAUUGUGUUUGGGGCGGUUCAGGAGCAGGACAGAAGGCGUGAAGCUGUGAUCAUAAAGCCUGUUGAAUAUGGAGAUCCCGUGUUUGAUCAUCACAACAUUCGCUCCAGAAUCAAUUCUAUGAGCUACAGCUAUGGAAAAUAAUAUUAUAUACAUAAUAGGAAUUCUUAGUUCUCGACUUAUUUUGGAGCAUAAUAUAAAAAUCCAAAGUCCUGGUCAUAGGCAGUAUUGGUUAUGGGAUUCAAGGGAGACUUGGUGCUUCUGAGCAUUCGAUCUGUAUGAUGUUGGGUUGUUUACUGGGGUAUAUUGAAGCCCAAAAUAAUCAAGGCCAUUUAUUCAAAUAUUGGUGGUACAGUACAUUAUUGGUAUUAAAAAUUCAUGGCAAGCGCUUUUAUAUA
Molecule: messenger RNA, 1952 nt
Organism: Morus notabilis
Lineage: Eukaryota; Viridiplantae; Streptophyta; Magnoliopsida; Rosales; Moraceae
Exons: 7
Coding region: 217-1698 (493 amino acids)
Molecular function (GO): protein binding
Source: RefSeq, a predicted model, not a curated record